AUGCCGGUCUACGUGAUCUACUUUGUCCAUCGAUACUUGGACUUUCGGCUGCCCGAGCUUGACGCGGUCCUGGGACUUGCCGGCGUCGACGAUGUCCGCGCCUGCUACGACGUGCCGACGACCGACUCGCCGUUCCUCUUCAUCACCCUCCCGUCCGACGACGUGGCGAAGCGCGUCGCCGCCCGCUGCGCGCUCAUCAAGGGCAUCUACGCGUACAUCACGCACGCCGAGGGCGAGCAUGACUUGUACGAGAGCCUGCGCGCCAAGAUUGCCGCGCUGCCGGCGGCCGACCGCGCGGACGCGCAGCUCGACGACGACACGACGUGGAGCCUCCAAGUCGACUGCUUUGGGCAGCGAUUGCCACUCGACGAGCAGAACAAGCGGCGCCAUGAGGUCACGGACGCGAUUCCGCUGCUCGGCGACAUCCAGCUCAAGCAGCCGUCGCGGACGUACUGGCUCCUCGAAGAAAAAGGCGUCGGGCUCAACGCGACCCACGUGCGCCGCGUCUUCUUUGCGAGAUCCCUCGCCAUCAUCCGCCUCGUGGGCCGGGACUUUGUCGACAAGCACAAGAUCAAGAAGCGCAAGUUCAUUGGGCCGACGACCAUGGACCACGAGCUGUCGCUGGUCAUGGCCAACCUCGCCAAGGUAGGUCCUGGCACGAUCGUCUGCGAUCCAUUCGUGGGCACCGCGAGCGUCCUUGUCGCGUGCGCGCAGUUUGGCGCCAUGUGCAUCGGCGGCGAUAUCGAAAUGCAAGGGCUCUUUCGGAACGACAAUGCGACGAUUGCGAGCAACUUUGAACAGUACGACCUCCCGUGCCCCGACUUUGUGCAGUGGGAUCUAAGCCAGCGCGUGCUGUGCCCCAAGCCAUUCUGGGACGCGAUCGUGUGUGACCCGCCCUAUGGCCUCCGCGCGGGCGCCCGAAAAUGCUCGGCGAAUGCAUCAAAGAAGCCGUUCGAGCUCUACGCUCCGAGCUCGGUGCUCACAGACUUGCUGCAGUGGGCCGCCGCCCGGCUGGUCCGCAAUGGCCGCCUCGUGUACGUGCUCGCGUGCAAGACCGACCCGAAUGGCGCGUACAACGACCAGCUCCCGACGCACCCGUGCUUGGCCCCGCUCCAUGUGUGCGUGCAGCCGAUCACGCGCAAGUUCGUGCGACUCUUUGUGACGAUGGUCAAGGCCAAGGACAUGCGCGACGAGGACGUCUCGGUCGCUUCGACGCUCGACGUCGGCUGGUAG
Molecule: messenger RNA, 1233 nt
Organism: Saprolegnia diclina VS20
Lineage: Eukaryota; Oomycota; Saprolegniomycetes; Saprolegniales; Saprolegniaceae
Exons: 2
Coding region: 1-1233 (410 amino acids)
Biological process (GO): methylation
Cellular component (GO): cytoplasm
Molecular function (GO): nucleic acid binding
Source: RefSeq, a predicted model, not a curated record